Molecule: messenger RNA, 855 nt
Organism: Solanum tuberosum (potato)
Lineage: Eukaryota; Viridiplantae; Streptophyta; Magnoliopsida; Solanales; Solanaceae
Exons: 2
Coding region: 1-855 (284 amino acids)
Source: RefSeq, a predicted model, not a curated record
AUGAAGGAUUUGGUGAGCAAAAAGAGGGCCGUCAGUUUUCAAGAUGAUGAAAGGUUACAACAUUGUAGUGCUAUUGCUACUAGUUCACUUAUGCAGAAGAAGGAGGAUCCUGGAGCUUUCACUAUUCCUUGUACCAUUGGAAUGUUGCAUUUUGCAAAGGCGUUAUAUGAUUUGGGUGCCAGCAUUAAUCUGAUGUUGUUGUCGAUCUACAAGAAGUUGGGUUUAGGGGCUCCAAAACUGACUGCGAUGCGUCUACUCAUGGCCGAUAGAACUGUGAAGAAACCCAUUGGGAGACCAUUCCUUGCUACUGGGCGUUCCUUAGUUGAUAUGGAGAGAGGGCAGAUGAAGUUCCGACUGAAUAAUGAGGAGGUAACUUUUGAUAUUUGUGGAUCCAUGAAGCAGGAAAGCGAUCUUAAGUCGGUAUCAGUGGUGAAUCAUAUUGUGGAGCGAGGUUCUGAAGUGUCUAUUGAAGAGAGGUUGGGUGUUGAUACAUUGGCAGCAAUAAUGAUGAAUUUUGAAGGUGAUGGUAUUAAAGACUAUGAUGAAUUAGUUUCCGCACUUGAUAGGUUUGAAUUUCGUUCCAAACCAAAAAGAUUAGAGCUAGAUAUGAAGAGUCACGACUCUCCACCCAUAAAACCGUCUGUGGAAGAUGCUCCAAAAUUGGACUGUGGAAGAUGCUCCAAAAUUGGAGCUCAAGGCUCUACCAUCUCAUUCGAGGUUGUAUUCUUGGGGGAUGAUGGCACUUUAUCGGUAAUCAUUGCAGCUGAUUUGAGUGAGGUACAGGUAGAGGCAUUUGUUUUUGUGUUAAAGAGGUUCAAGCGGGAUAAUUGGAUGGACUAUUGCGGACAUUAUUAG